AUGGCCAAACAAGAAAAUGUGGUGCGCCUACAUGAAAAAAACUGCACUUAUGGGAGGUUUCAGCUAGACGAUAUUCCAUGUCCACAUGCAAUGGUAGUUAUACAAAAAUUCCAUAUGGAUUCAUACAAGUAUUGCUCGGAUUACUACAGCAUAGAGUACUUGCUGAAAACAUAUGAGAUACCAGUAAAUCCUUUGCCUGAUGAAACAAUGUGGAAAAUUCCAGAACAUGUCUCUUCGCAGGUGGUACCGCCACCAAAAGGAAAAAGCAAACCAGGAAGACCUAAAAAGAAGAGAGGCAUAGGAGGCUGGGAAGGAAAUACAGUUACAUGUGCACUAUGCGGGAGAAAAGGACACAACCGGAGAACAUGUCAAAAUAUUCCAAAGAGAGAUUGA
Molecule: messenger RNA, 393 nt
Organism: Nicotiana attenuata
Lineage: Eukaryota; Viridiplantae; Streptophyta; Magnoliopsida; Solanales; Solanaceae
Exons: 1
Coding region: 1-393 (130 amino acids)
Molecular function (GO): zinc ion binding; nucleic acid binding
Source: RefSeq, a predicted model, not a curated record